Molecule: messenger RNA, 837 nt
Organism: Guillardia theta CCMP2712
Lineage: Eukaryota; Cryptophyceae; Pyrenomonadales; Geminigeraceae
Exons: 4
Coding region: 18-236 (72 amino acids)
Source: RefSeq, a predicted model, not a curated record
AGCGCGGAACAGCCGCCAUGGCGACCACAUAUGAGAGCUACACCCAGGAAUCAAGCCAGCAUGUAAUGCACAUGCGCUCAUGGACUCAGACUACCAAGUCAGGCGUGCAGGUAUGCACCAGUGCAUACGGUAGUCGGCAUACCGUGACACGACACACGUGCUGUCCUGAUGAAGCAUCCUAUCCAAUCCCUGAUGGUGCAUGUCAUACACUUGAAGUCUUCAUCCUUUCAGAGUAGGUUGCUUGCUUGAUUUCAGUAGUUGCAAUUGCGUGUUUGCAUUGUACGUGGGUCCUGACUUCUGACAUUCGAAUGGGAACAAAGCAUGUUCUCGAUGAAUUGAUGGCUUGAAACCACAAUAUAUUAAACACAAUAUGUUCCAGUGCAGCUUAAGAUUUAGUUUAGGGUUUUAUGAGUUUCGAACAUUUAUCAGUUUGGCGCGCAGAGUGCUGAAGUCGGCUCAGAAACCAUUGCAAUCGCUUCGGCAUAUGAGCAAAUCGGAGACACUCUUCAGACGGCGACAAACAUUGUUCGGCAACUUGCAAUUCCAAUUGAAACCAGAUUGGAUACCGAGCUUGGAAUCGUGAUUGGCGAAAGAACACCUUUGAUUCCUACAAAGAAAAGAAUCUCAAUGACCCCACCACCGCCAUCGCCUUCUUUCACCAGGCCGCCUUUGUAUGGGAUCGGAAUCAAAGUUUCGAAUUCCAUCCCGCACACAAUUUUGGAGAUUGUUGAUGUCCGAGAUGAGAACGGAAAGGACAUCAACCGAGUAUUGGAGAGGGGCGAUAUCCUGGAGAGUAUCAAUCAGAUGCCGGCUGACAUCACCAUUGAUGACCUUGAG